AUGUAUGGGCCAAAGGGAAAGAAAACAUCAGGCUUAAUAGUGGCUACAGUCCAUCAAGGGCACAUGGACACUAAUCUCAACAAGCAGGCGACGGGCAUGGCACCAGCCGCUGUUUUACGUAUCAUCACCCCAAUCAUGAAAUACACCAGAAUUCUGGAUCAUAAGGCUAAAGGGGCAUUGUCAUCAUUGUUUGCGAUUGCAGACCCGAACUUCACCGAAUCAGGUGCUUACAUUGUUCCAUAUGCUAAAAUCGGGAAGCCUAGCCAAAUGGCUGAAAAUGACCAGCUAGCAGAGAGACUCUGGGACUGGACUUUGAAGAAGUUUCAGGAAAGGGGAUAUCUAUAG
Messenger RNA from Talaromyces stipitatus ATCC 10500, 345 nucleotides. RefSeq lists its product as uncharacterized. Bases 1 to 345 code for a protein of 114 amino acids. The record is from RefSeq and is a predicted model, not a curated record. Lineage: Eukaryota; Fungi; Ascomycota; Eurotiomycetes; Eurotiales; Trichocomaceae. The transcript is spliced from 2 exons.